AUGCAAUUGUCAGCUGGAGAGCAGAAUUCGAUACUUCAAAGUUGUAUUGCCAAUAUCAAUCAACAAUCCAAUCUUAUGAAACAUGAUUUAAAUGAGAAUAAAUUAUUACCGGCAUUGAAACACUGCUCUAAUUUUCUUAAUGAAUUGAGAACAAAUUCAUUAUCUCCAAAACAAUAUUACGAAAUUUAUAUGUUAGUUUUCGAUUCAUUAGAAACCUUAUCAACAUAUUUACUAAACUCCCACACAGCAAGACAAAAGUCGAAGAAUCGCGAGGCUAAAGGCAACGACACCAUCAAAAAUGGAAAACCUGAGAAUGAUGGGGAAGGCACAUCGGCGUUUUUAGCAGAUUUAUAUGAAAUUGUCCAGUAUUCAGGUAAUAUUGUACCUCGAUUAUACAUGAUGAUUGUUAUCGGUACAACCUACAUGUCGAUUGAAGGAUCACCUAAAAAAGAUUUAAUGAAAGAUAUGAUUGAAAUGUGUCAUGGAGUGCAACAUCCAAUCCGUGGAUUGUUUUUACGGUAUUAUUUAUCUCAACGAACGAAAAAUCUUUUGCCCUUCCAAAACCAAAUAGAUUUUGAAGAGACAGUAGAAUUUUUGAUCAAGAAUUUUAUUGAAAUGAAUAAACUUUGGGUCAGAUUACAACACCAAGGGCAUUCAUCGGAACGUGAAUUGAGAUAUCGUGAACGGAAGGAAUUGAAAAUUCUUGUUGGAUCGAAUCUAGUUCGUUUAUCACAAAUUAUCGACGAUUACAAUGGAGAUGCCAACUAUUCUGCAAUUGAAUAUUAUAAAGAGAAGAUUUUCCCCAUUAUUACCGAACAAAUUAUUCAAUGCCGCGAUCAUUUAGCCCAAAGUUAUUUGAUUGAUGUCUUAAUACAAGUUUUCCCUGACGAUUUCCAUUUUGCCACUUUGGAUAAAUUGUUAAAUGAAGUGUUUGUUAAUUUACAUCCGCUAUUGAAGAAAAGCGAAUUGGUACAAACUUUAAUUGAUAGAUUCAUUGCCUAUCAUAAAUUCUCUAGUGACAUGAAUAAGUUGUCCAUAGAAGAAACUGGAAGCAAUGUAAUAGAAAUCAAUGUUGAUCAGUUGUUUCAAUCGUUUUGGCAAUUUUAUAACAAGUUAGUUGCAACUGCAGAUCCUCAAUUACCACCAGAAGAACACUCAAUGCUUUUACAAUCAUUCAUUAAUCUUUUAUUGACUUUCGAACCAGAUGAUUUCUCAAAUCUAGAUAUCAUUUAUAAAUUUGCUGAAGAAAAUUUAGCAGCUCAAGAGAACAAUUCUGAGCUUGAACAGGAAAUGUGGUCACAAUUGUUGCUUGUCCCAGUAUCACAUUUUAAAUCAAUUAAGACUUUAUUGUCAUUAGAGAACUUUUAUCAUUUUUAUACCAAGUUGGAUAAUAAAGCUUUACAAAAACAAAUAGCCAUUGCGAUUGUCGAUAGAAUUUUAGAGAUUGCUAGUGAUAAUGAUAAUGAAUUAUUGCACAGUGUCGACGAAAUUGAUGGGGUAUUCAAGUAUCUUAUGGUAUUAAUUAAAGAGUCACCAAGUAAAUUAGACACUGCUAAGCAUUUGGGGGUAACUAAAACCAUCAAAGUGAAUAACGGUGAGGCAUUGAUUACGGAGGAAUUCCUUGAAACUCAAGAGAAGAUUUGCAAGUUAAUUCAUCUUGUUGAACUUAGUGAUGAUCCUAUUAAAAAUGUUUCUAACUUGAUGUAUGUUAGAAAGAAGUAUUUGAACAAAAAUUUUGAGAAUAUCAUUCAUACUUAUCCCACUUUGAUAUCGAAAAUUUUAUUCAAAUUGAAAUUAGCUGGUUAUGUUAAUUUACAUCAACGAAAGAAAAGUAGAAGCGAUACAGUGGAUUUACAAAUCACAUCAAACUUUAAGAAUUUGUCGGUGAUUAUUGAUGAAUUGUAUCAAUAUCAUCAAGAAUAUUCAUCUGAAUUGAUUCUCAACAUCUAUUUGAACGUUGCUACAGUUGCUGACCAAUUGAAACUAGAAUCCAUAUGCUAUGAAUUGUUCAAUCAAUGCUUUGUCGUUUAUGAAGAAAACCUUAUUUUGACACCUCAUCAGUACAAGACAUCGUCAACAACUACCCAUAUCAAUCCUCAUGAUUCACUUUCAGGUGGAUCAUUAGCUUAUGAAUCAGUGUUAUCAAUUGCCAAUACUCUCGUGAAGACCAGAAACUUUUCCAAAGAGAAUUACGAGAAUUUGAUUACCAAAUUGACAUUGUAUGGCUCGAAAUUAUUGAAAAAACAAGAUCAAUGUCGUGCAGUGUAUUCAUGUGCCCAUCUAUGGUGGUGGAGUGAAACAUUGUUGCCCGCAGGUGAGAAGUCCCCUACGGUAAUUGAUGAUAAAGAUGAAACCAUGAAUCAGGAUAAUAAUGAAAACUCCAAGGGAUCUGAAGCCGAUGCUGACGCUGAACCAGAAGUUGAAUCUAAAGUAGAACCUAAAUUGGAGGAACCCAAUGAAGAACUUGUAUUAUAUCGUGAUCCUAAGCGAGUAUUGGAAUGUCUUCAAAAAUCAUUACGAGUGGCAGAUUCAUGUAUGGAUCCAUAUCUUUCGCUUAAAUUGUUUCUUGAAAUACUCAAUCGAUGUCUUAUUUUCAAUGUUUAUGGCAAUAGUUUAAUUGAUACUCGAUACAUUAAUGGAUUGAUUGAUUUGAUAAACACCAAUAUUGAUAAUUUAUCUGACGAUAAGGGACACGACGAAGACUUUGACGAUGCCGAUGGUAACGACGAUGAUGUCACUGCAAGUGAAGAUAACAAGGAGGUGUUAUUGUUGAAGCAAUGUCGUAGGUAUCUCAAACGAACCUUAUCAUAUAUUUCAGGACAAAGUUUAAUUUAA
This is a messenger RNA of Candida albicans SC5314, 2835 nucleotides long. RefSeq names its product retromer subunit (gene VPS35). Gene Ontology annotation, cellular component: late endosome; retromer complex; retromer, cargo-selective complex. Bases 1 to 2835 code for a protein of 944 amino acids. The transcript has a single exon. The record is from RefSeq and is a predicted model, not a curated record. NCBI's taxonomy places the organism in Eukaryota, Fungi, Ascomycota, Pichiomycetes, Serinales, Debaryomycetaceae. Gene Ontology annotation, biological process: intracellular protein transport; retrograde transport, endosome to Golgi.